GAACGAAGAAUCAAAAGAGAGGGAAAAAAAAAAAAAAAGAAAGAACCUAAACUCUCAGAAUCUUUGCAACUAUUCCCAGCACAAACUCCAAAUUCACUAGACCUAUAUUAAUGAACUCAUCGUAUCCACAAAGCAAGAUUGUAUCCAAAAUUCUGACAAGCUCCAAUUCAUAACUUAAUGAUUCCUUCACUUUCACUAGUACUAGUUUUGGUUGGCUCCAUCGGAAAAAUCGAAGCCCAGACUGACUUUUCCUCACUUCUAAUUUUUUGUUAGUGGGGUUUGCAGGCGGAUUCUUCACGGCCCAGAAUAUUUUUAAGUUUCUUACCCAGCUUGCUUUCACAGUUUUUCUCUUCCCAUAUAAAUUAAGGCAUUCAUCCAUGUACAUAUUCAGGAAACCUGGUCCAAAAUUCGGCUGACGAAUUUCAAGAUUUUAAAAUGGUUCACAAAGUUUUUACCUGGCGUUAUGGGGGCGGGAGAGUUUUUCUUUGUGGUUCCUUUAAUGGGUGGACAGAGAGGAUACAGAUGAUUAAUGUGGAGGGUUGUGCUACUGUUUUUCAGAGGAUUUUGGAUCUUCAGCCGGGUUAUUAUCAGUAUAAGUACUUGGUUGAUGAUGUCUGGCGAGUUGAUGAGGAACAGCAUUGUGUUCAGGAUGGGUUUGGAAUGAUUAACAACGUGGCUUAUGUGGAGGAAACAGAAAUCUUAUGUCCUUCCUUUUCUGCUCAAUCUUUACAUCAGAAUCAAGAAUACUCAAGACUCAAAACAGGGUUUCCUGUUUCAUUGACUCUUGUAUGUGAUCUGCUGCUUGUUUGGUUGUUAACCAACCAGGGGACACCUUCUGGUGGCUCACUUCAUAAACCUGUAUUUCAAUUGCCAAUCAACGAGAUUGAUGUUUUGCGUUACCGUCUGUCACUGCAUUUGUCAUCAUCUACAGUAUAUGACUUGAUGCCUGACUCAGGCAAGGUUUUUGCUUUGGAUGUUGGAGCUGCAGUGAAGCAGGCAUUCCAUCUUAUGUAUGAAGAGGGUGUUGCAGUUCUUCCUCUGUGGGAUGAACAAAACACAAAGAUUGUGGGGAUGUUGACUGCCUCCGAUUUCAUAUCGAUUUUGUUGCAGCUUGACCGUAAUCGUGCUAUACUGACUGAUGAAGAAAUUGAAGAGCACACAAUUUCUGCUUGGAAAGAUAUAAAAUUUCGACAUCAUAGAGAAGUCAGUGGGACCUCACAGCCGCUUUGCCGAACGGCUUUAAUCCAAGCUGGUCCAGAUGAGUCGUUGAAAGAUGUGGCUUUGAGGAUUCUGCACAACAAGAUUUCUGCAGUUCCAAUUUUAAGUUCAAGUGAAGAUGGGUCUUGUCCUAACUUAUUAUUCAUAGCAUGCCUCUCCGGAAUACUAAAACAUAUAUGCAGGCAUCUUCGAAGACAUCUGGAGUUUCUGCCUCUACUGCAGCAACCAGUUGGUAAUCUGCCAUUAGGUACGUGGGCUAGAGAAAUUGGGAAGAGCGGUGAUCGUCUACUGCUAACAUUGCGAGCCAGUGAGCCACUUAGUUCAGCUCUUAAUUUAUUAAUCCAAGCACGUGUAAGUUCUGUACCUAUAGUUGAUGACAAUGGGAUUCUUGUAGAUGUGUACUGUAGGAGUGAUAUCACCUCCUUGGCAAACAGCAAUGGUUAUACUCGUAUUCAGCUUGAUCAGACAAUUAUAUCUCAAGCGCUGGAGAUUGCAGAUGUAACUAGCCAAAGUCGGUAUCAGACCUGUACUCGUUUUGAUUCCUUGUAUAGGGUGAUGGAGCUUCUCUCAGAUCAAGCUGUGCGGCGUGUUAUUGUCAUUGAGGCCAGCAGCCGACAAGUAGAAGGCAUAAUCACCUUAAGAGACAUUUUUAGUUACUUUUUAGCUUAAUUCUCUUGUAAAUUCUCUCUCGCAUGUAUCAAAAUUUUGCCUCCCGGCGAAAACAGUCUUGAUAGACAUGAUCUUACACUUCGGCCAAAUAUUUUUGUUGGCACUAAUUAAUGGGCAUGAUGCAAUAUUUACCUAAUUCUCGCGCUUUGUUUU
Molecule: messenger RNA, 2040 nt
Organism: Coffea arabica (coffee)
Lineage: Eukaryota; Viridiplantae; Streptophyta; Magnoliopsida; Gentianales; Rubiaceae
Product: sucrose nonfermenting 4-like protein
Source: RefSeq, a predicted model, not a curated record